AUGAUACCAUGCACUCUAGGUGAUGCUUGUACAAGGAUAGCUCUAUGCGACCUUGGAGCAAGCAUCAAACUAAUACCUACUUUACUAAUAAAGAAGCUUUGUUUGACUGAUGAAGUCAAACUAACCCGCAUAUGCCUUCAACUUGCUGUUGGUUCUAUUAAGAUACCAUUAGGAGUAAUCGAAGACAUGAUUGUCAGGGUGGGACCCUUUGCUUUUCCCACUGACUUUGUGGUGUUGGACAUGGAAGGGCACAGGAGUGCAUCCCUUAUCAUAGGAAGACCCUUCCUAGUUACAAGACGGACCCUCAUUGAUGUUGAAAAAGGGGAAAUAAUCUUAAGAGUCAAUGAGAAAAAGUUCGUACUGAAUGCUAUCAAGGCUAUGCAGUAUCCAGACAUUCCUAAGGAAUGCAUAAGCAUUGACCUCAUUGAUUCCCUGGUGGAAGAGGUCAACAUGGCUGAAAGCCUCAAGGAAGAGCUAGAUGAUAUCCUUGAUGACACUCAGCCUGAUUCAGAGGAACCUCUGGAAACCUCUGAGGAAAAAGAGAAGCCUCCAAAGUUGAGCUUAUGCCAUUAUCUUCCUCCCUAA
This is a messenger RNA of Arachis duranensis, 585 nucleotides long. RefSeq lists its product as uncharacterized. Lineage: Eukaryota; Viridiplantae; Streptophyta; Magnoliopsida; Fabales; Fabaceae. The coding region runs from base 1 to 585 and encodes 194 amino acids. The transcript has a single exon. The record is from RefSeq and is a predicted model, not a curated record.